CCGUUCCACUCACACCUUUUCCCAUUGAAUGCUUUCGUGACGUAUUUGCGUUCAAAACAGCUGCAUCUUCCAGCCACAGAAUCACGCACGAUCCAACGAGAGAAGAGAGCUGGUAGCAGGCCAUCAACUAGUGGAGGAGGGCAUGGCUGCGUCUCGAAAUCACCCGCGCAAUUUCACCUCGACUAUCCACCUUCGUCACGCCCCGGAGUGUGCCCGAUAGCUGGCUGCUCCUCAAAGACCCUCCGCCAAAUCGAGGGAACAGGCUAGCCUGCGACAGAGCUGGACUCAAUUGUUAAGAAGCGCCCGUGAGGUGAAUCACAGCCAGGCUAUUUCCCAAUCGCACCAUGCAGCAGCAGCAAGAUGGGCUUGCUCCUGCUUUCGUCUAUGACCCAGCACCAGAGUCUUCCGAGGGCAAGAGCGAGCGCACCGUCGACCCAUCUUUGCUAGCUUCGCCAGCUCGCAGUACGCGCACGAACAAUAGCUCUACUUCUAGCACAGAGCGUGGAGAAUGGUCCGAUGGGGAUGGCGAUGACAGUGCGCUCGAUCUGCUGGUGGACGCGCACGAUCGGAGCAACAAUAGCAGUGGGAUAAGCCAAGCGGAUCACCAAGACGGAUCAGAAGAGGCUCCAAUCACUUCGGAUCUGAGUGGAGAAAAUGAUGAGGAGCAGGGUGCUUUUUCGGAUGCUACGCCAGUACCGGAUAGCUCGGGUGCUUUCGAUGCUCUAGAUCGGGCAGAGUUGGAGCGUAACACCCAACACAAACACCGACCUUCGCAUCACGACGCCUCUUUCGGAUUGGAUCCCGAUGCAGAUUUGAAUCAUGCCAUUUCUGGAAGACCCUUAUUCGGCUUGUCUCCCGGUCACCACACUCAUCAUCAUCACCAGCACCACAGCCAUCACGAGCACGAAGGUUCCUCACGUGAUGGAGGAGGGCAACCCAGCUCGGCCGUCGAAGGGCUCGACCGAGGUCGGACAAGCCACAGUUCACGCUCUGGACCAUUCACGACUCCUCACUCUUCAGGCUUGCCAGACACGGUGCCUACAGCUUCGGCCACCGGCAUGCCACGCAUUCUUCCACGUCGGUACAGUCGAUCCCGUUCUCCGACCGGCUCUGUUCAUUCCUCCAAUGCACCUCCGCCAAAAGAGAUGAGAGUGCAGAGCCCGUCGGGAGAUGCUGCAGGCGGCGUGCAAGAUGCAGGAGGAGCUCAGUCCAACGUCCCAUCGGGCUCAUUGACUUUGGCAGCUUUUGCACCGGGAUUGAAGUGGCGCAGAAGAUUGGCUCUGCUCAGCGCUACGAUCGGAAUCAACUUGGGCUUGCCGUUCCUGAAUGGCGUCAUGUUAGGCUUUGGAGAAAUUUUCGCGAGAGCGGUCUUGGCGCCCAUGCUCGGAUUGAGCUUGGGCGCCGUCGGGGUAGGCAGCAUGGCGCACAGGGAAGAGCUGGAAAGACUGAGGGGUACAGGAAGAGCGGGCAAUGCGAGAGUCGGGCUGAGUGGCGCUGCCGGGUCGAACGCUGGCAUUGGACAGAAGGACGGAAAUACCAGGUGGGCUCAGGGGGCUGAAGGAGUGGAUUUGGAUGGUUGGGCUCUUGAAGCUGAUGACGAGACGAAGAAGAGCAGGAGGCGCUAGAGACGCAAACAUUGAACACAAUACUCCAACAUUCAUGAGCAAGUCGCAGCAUAAUCAACCGAGUCACGCAAUCAAAUAGUCAAACGUCUGGUAGUGCACAAAGAGGGCCGUCGUCGACGCUGAG
Messenger RNA from Ceraceosorus guamensis, 1749 nucleotides. RefSeq lists its product as hypothetical. The transcript has a single exon. The record is from RefSeq and is a predicted model, not a curated record. Bases 345 to 1625 code for a protein of 426 amino acids. Lineage: Eukaryota; Fungi; Basidiomycota; Exobasidiomycetes; Ceraceosorales; Ceraceosoraceae. Gene Ontology annotation, biological process: mitochondrial outer membrane translocase complex assembly; protein insertion into mitochondrial outer membrane. Gene Ontology annotation, cellular component: mitochondrial outer membrane.